This is a messenger RNA of Pantherophis guttatus, 4363 nucleotides long. RefSeq lists its product as uncharacterized. Lineage: Eukaryota; Metazoa; Chordata; Lepidosauria; Squamata; Colubridae. The record is from RefSeq and is a predicted model, not a curated record.
AUGCAAAUGAACGCGAGACGGCGGGAAAAGCGCUUUCAUCCCGACUUCCGCAAUCGGACCAAGAGAGCAGAGCUACAGGGGGCGGUGCCAGGAGGAAGAGGCGGAGCCUGGCCGAAAGGAAGGGAGGAAGGCCCACACGGAAUUACAGACGCGACGGGAAAACUUUUUCGAUUCGGUUGCUCAUGCGCCCUGAUGCAGGAGGACCGAGGAUGGCGGCAGAUGCAGGAAAGAGGCGCCGCCCGAGAGGAGGAGGAGGAGAAGAGCGGGCUCCGCGGAGCAGCCCUGUCUGGUCCCAGCGCGGCUUCCCCAGGAGACGGCGGGGAAAGGCCGGGGGGCUCCGGGGCCGCAGGAGGGAUGAGCCCAGGAGGAGCCCGGGAAAGGCGGCUGCCUGGAGGGCGAUGCGAAGACCCCGAGACGGGCCUGGAGGGCAGAGGCUCCUUCGGAAGACCCCCAAAGCCCCGAAGGAUCCAGGAGGAAGCAAAGGAACAUCAGUGCCCAGAAUGUCAAAAAUCCUUCAAAAGAAAGGACAAUCUUCAAAGCCACCUCAUUAUCCACACAGGAGAGAAACCUUAUACAUGCUUUCAAUGUGGAAGGAGCUUCAGUGAUAGGAGCAGCCUUCAUACGCAUAGAAGAAUCCACACAGGAGAAAAACCUUACAAAUGCUUUGAGUGUGGAAAGAGCUUCAGUCAUAGCAGCAGCCUUCAUACACAUAGAAGAAUCCACACAGGAGAAAAACCUCAUAAGUGCCUGGAGUGUGGAAAGAACUUCAGUUGGAGGGGAAAUCUUUAUAGACAUCAAAGGAUCCACACAGCAGAAAAACCUCAUAAAUGCCUAGAAUGUGGAAAGCGCUUCAGUCAGUUGGGAAACCUUUAUAGACAUCAAAGGAUCCACUGGGUAGAUAAACCGAAUAAGUGUCUGGAGGGCAGUGGGUCCUUCCGAAGACCAGGGAGUCCCCAAAGGAUCCAGGAGGGAGAAGAGAAAUAUCAGUGCCUGGAGUGUGAAAAAUCCUUCAGAAGAAAAGAUUUGCUUAAAGGCCAUCUAAAAAUCCACACAAGAGAAAAGCCUUAUAAAUGCUUUGAGUGUGGAAGGAGCUUCAGUGAUAGAAGCAGCCUUUAUACGCAUAGAAGAAUCCACACAGGAGAAAAACCUUAUAAAUGCUUUGAGUGUGGAAAGAGCUUCAGUUAUAGCAGCAGCCUUCAUACGCAUAGAAGAAUCCACACAGGAGAAAAACCUUAUAAGUGCCUGGAGUGUGGAAAGAACUUUGGUCGUAGCAGCAAUCUUUAUAGACAUCAAAGGAUCCAUUCUGGAGAGAAACCAUACCAAUGCCUGGAGUGUGGAAAUUGCUUCAGUUGGAGGAGCAGACUUGAUAAACAUCAAAGACUCCAUUUGAAGAAAUUCCUGGAGGGUGGAGGAUCCUGCGGAAGACCCCAAAAGCCCCGAAGGAUCCAGGAGGGAGGGAGGAAACAUCAGUGCCCGGAAUGCAAAAAAUCCUUCAAAAGAAACGACCAUCUGGAAAGCCAUCUAACAAUCCACUCAGGAGAAAAACCUUAUAAGUGCAUGGAGUGUGGAAAGAGCUUCAGUUGGAGGGGAAAUCUUUAUAGACAUCAAAGGAUCCACACAGCAGAAAAACCUCAUAAAUGCCUAGAAUGUGGAAAGUGCUUCAGUCAGUUGGGAAACCUUUAUAGACAUCAAAGGAUCCACUGGGUAGAUAAACCGAAUAAGUGUCUGGAGGGCAGUGGGUCCUUCCGAAGACCAGGGAGUCCCCAAAGGAUCCAGGAGGGAGAAGAGAAAUAUCAGUGCCUGGAGUGUGAAAAAUCCUUCAGAAGAAAAGAUUUGCUUAAAGGCCAUCUAAAAAUCCACACAAGAGAAAAGCCUUAUAAAUGCUUUGAGUGUGGAAGGAGCUUCAGUGAUAGAAGCAGCAGCCUUUAUACGCAUAGAAGAAUCCACACAGGAGAAAAACCUUAUAAAUGCUUUGAGUGUGGAAAGAGCUUCAGUUAUAGCAGCAGCCUUCAUACGCAUAGAAGAAUCCACACAGGAGAAAAACCUUAUAAGUGCCUGGAGUGUGGAAAGAACUUUGGUCGUAGCAGCAAUCUUUAUAGACAUCAAAGGAUCCAUUCUGGAGAGAAACCAUACCAAUGCCUGGAGUGUGGAAAUUGCUUCAGUUUGAGGAGCAGCCUUGAUAAACAUCAAAGAUUCCAUUUGAAGAAAUUCCUGGAGGGUGGAGGGUCCUUCGGAAGACCCCGAAAGCCCCAGAGGAUCCAGGAGGGAGGAAGGAAACAUCAGUGCCCAGAAUGCAAAAAAUCCUUCAAAAGAACCGGCCUUCUGGAAAGCCAUCUAAGAAUCCACUCAGGAGAAAAACCUCAUAAGUGCCUGGAGUGUGGAAAGAGCUUCAGUUGGAGGAGCAGCCUUUAUAGACAUCAAAGGAUCCAUUCUGGAGAGAAACCUCAUAAGUGCCCGGAGUGUGGAAAGGGCUUCAGUCAGCUGGGAAACCUUUGUAGACAUCAAAGGAUCCACUGGGGAGAGAAACCGAAUAAGUGUCUGGAGGGCGGUGGGUUCUCCCAAAGACCAGGGAGUCCCCAAAGGAUCCAGGAGGGAGAAGAGAAAUAUCAGUGUCUGGAGUGUGAAAAAUCCUUCAGAAGAAAAGAAUUGCUUAAAGGCCAUGUAAAAAUCCACACAGGAGAAAAACCUUAUAAGUGCCUGGAAUGUGGAAAGAACUUUGGUCGUAGCAGCAAUCUUUAUAGACAUCAAAGGAUCCAUUUACAAAAACAGUACUAAUGCAGGUAAUGUGAAAAAUCCUUCAAAAGAAAGGCAUCCUAGAUCCACUCAAGAAAGAAUCCAUAUGAAUGCCUGGAGUGAGGAAAGAGCUUCAAUCAGUUGGGAAACCUUCACAUACUUUGAUACACAUCAAAGAAUCCACUUAGGGAGAGAAACCGUCAGCCCCGACGAUUCCGUUAAAACUGCGAAACAGUGACAAUCAGCUGUCUCGUUCUGAAAACUUCCCUUUCGGACGAAGAGGGGGAAAUGAGCAUUUGGGCGGCGGUAAAGCUCCCCUAGAGCCCCAGGGGAUAGAAUCUGGGGCACGAAGGCUGAGAGCUCCCUAGGAGCCCGAAUUAACUCCGGAUCCGGGGACUCUUCUGCUUUAAAGCAGGAAAAGACGCUGCAACCAUCCCUGCAAACAAUGAUUGACAUAGAAAGAAACAGAAAGCAGGCAGAGCGGAGACGGGAGUAAUUAAAAUAGCAAGUAUUGGACUUUAACUCUUUAACCCAGAAGUUUCUAAACAAAAUGGGGAAAAGUGUAUUCUGAAAUCAUUUUGAUCUUCUUAAUCGUUUGCCCUGCCACAAUGUAGGUGUUGCACAACAACAACAAAAUGUGUUUUAACAUUUGCAAACUGCCAGGAGUCUCCGGGGAUCAGGUGGUCAGUAAAUUUAAAUCAUAAUUAUUAUAAUACAGGGAAGGAUCACUAUAUUCAAUGCUUCUUUGAGGCUGGCAAUAGCGAUUGCGACCUCGCCUGCCCUUCCUUCCAGCGGGGAUAGAAAGCGGGUUAUGAUGCCAGGCGGCCAGGAGCACCUGGAUUGGGAGUGCUGGGCAGUGGUGGGAUUCAAAAAUUUUUACUACCGGUUCUGUGGGUGUGGCUUUGUGGUCAUGUGGCUGGCUGGACGUGGCCAACUUGACAUCAGUCAGGUCAAAGGACGCCUUGCCUAACCUCGCCUGCCCUGAAACGUCCUCAACAAGAUACAAUUACAUAAUAUAUGUUGUGGCUCCGUUACCUGAGCCUGUGUCAUCGACAGGAGAGGACUCCGAGAGUGAAGGUGAGUUGGCAAGGCCUCCCUCUCCAGGACCCUCCUCUUUGGCAAUGCCUUCGGUGUCCGCCGAAGGGCAAGAGAUAGGGCUGGGGCCAAGCACGUCCACGCAGCCACAGGUGGACAGUGAUGAGAGUAAUGAGUCUUGGCUGGAUCCUUGACAGCGUCGCAGAGAUAAGCGCGUGCAACAGAAGAAAAGGCGUGCCCGAGAUUAGGCUAAGUCACUGGACCACACCCCACAGGGUAUAAAAGGGAGCGUGGUGGCUAGUCAAACGUUGUGACGAACAAAGCUGAAAGCUUCCACGCCAUUCUGCAUUGCCGGACUUUUGCUAUAGGCUUUGCUGGAUUAUAUUUGGACUUGAUUUAUUCUGUAAUUAUUGAACAUUUUACUUUGAUGUACCAGAAGCAGAAAGAAGUUAUCUUUUCCCUUUGUGAGUAAUAAACUCUUGGCAGGCAGCCACUAGGUUGCUGCCAAGUUCCGUUAUCAUAAGGAAAAGGAUUUUGUCGGCUGGUUCGGUUUUUAACGCUUUGACCCCUGUUGGUGUGUGUGUGUGUGGGACGG